AUGUCGACAUCUCCAUCGAUACGGAAGGCCGAGCAGCCCAUUCCGUGGAAUCGUGCAACAGCACGUUCACUAGACGAUGGAGCUUACAGGGAGAACAGGUCGUCAGGUCAUGCUGAAGAACAGGUCUCCCAAUACACCAACGAAAAUUUGGGUGUUGCCUCUGAUGAAGAUGAUGAAGGCAGUCACUCGUCUUUCAGCGCAUCUGAAGAUGACGAUUGGACCGAACCUGAAGAGCAGGACAGUACUCGUUUUGAAAGGCCUCUCAGAUGGAUCAAGAGGAAUGAAUUUCCUACCAAGAUGCAAACUGGGAUGGGCACCAAUUCGGGCUCGAUGUCAACCUCAGCCGGCACAGGAUCUGGUCAGAGUGUCUCGGAAGAUUCAAGUUAUCAAAGCCUGAGUCUUCUUGCCUCGGGUCCCACACGGAGCAAAAGACGGCGACUGCCUGGAGAGGAUGGUAACUCUGACAAUGAGGAUGGUGGCAAUGGCAAGAGAACUUUGAAGGUGCAUCUCGCCACGGCCGAGUUCCCACGAUUCGCCUAUUAUGAUCUCAGAGCGGUCCUGCCAGUUCACUAUCCAGCUGCCCUUCAUCUGGGUCACCGAACAACGCCUGCCGAACCUGAGACUUGUCCAGCGCAUCAGGAAACCGACAUGGAUAUUCUGGACAUAACUCAGCAGUCUCAAUUCGCAGAGAACGAUGGCAAUUUUGCUAUUGGUGAAAUGACUUCGUCGGGAGUCACUUCCGGGAAUGCCGAUUUUGAUGCCGAUGUGGAACAUCUGUGGUCAGAAGCUAGUCAUUUCAAUAACCAUGAUGCGGCGCCUGGAUUGGAAUCGCGACCGGGUGGGCCGUUUGGCCUUUCCGACUUUGCACAAGAGCGCUACCCUCAGAUGGAGACUAUACAGCCAAACGAAUCUGGCCUUCUGUUCACGGAAGACUUCCCUGAUCUUGUGGAUGACUCGAGAUUUGCAGCAAGAGAAGUUAUUAACUCAGAACUGCAGAGAAUCUUGAAGGAUCUUCGACAAGAGCUACAGCGCCAAAGAAGGAAAAAUGACAGGCUACAGUCGAUCUGUUCUUCGCUAUCGGGCCAUGUUGAUGACUUGUCGCAGCUCCACGAAGACUUCGUUAUGGAUCUUGCAAGGCAACCAGCAGACGCAGAUAAAGUGCACCGCUUAGGUGCUCAAGUUUCUCGAUUUCGGGAAACACUUGAAGCUGCGACUUAG
Colletotrichum orchidophilum is the source of this 1218-nucleotide messenger RNA. RefSeq lists its product as uncharacterized. The coding region runs from base 1 to 1218 and encodes 405 amino acids. The transcript has 2 exons. NCBI's taxonomy places the organism in Eukaryota, Fungi, Ascomycota, Sordariomycetes, Glomerellales, Glomerellaceae. The record is from RefSeq and is a predicted model, not a curated record.